AUAUAAAUCAAGUCUGCGGGCGUCGAUACGAGAGACCGGACACGAUUGUGAGCGAAGCGAAAAGGUCUAGGGUUUGGGCGAGUGGUGAUCGUGAGAGAGGAGACAAUGGCGGUAGACGGGGCCCGCCCCCACAAGCUCCGGUGGGGAGAGCUUGACGAGGACGAUGGCGGCGACCUCGACUUCCUUCUGCCGCCUCGGGUGGUUCUGGGCCCCGAUGAGAACGGGAUCAAGAAGACGAUAGAAUACCGCUUCGACGACGAGGGCAACAAGGUCAAGGUCACCACCACCACCCUCGUCCGCAAGCUCGCCCGCGCCCGCCUCAGCAAGCGCGCCCUCGAGCGCCGCUCCUGGCCCAAGUUUGGCGAUGCCGCCCGCGAGGACGCCAGCAGCCGCCUCACCAUGGUCUCCACCGAGGAGAUCCUUCUUGAGAAGCCCCGCGCACCAGGUAGCAAAGCUGAAGAGACGAAGGCUGCAGGAGACCCGUUGGCUGCUAUUGGAAAAGCAGGUGCUGUUCUCAUGGUUUGCAGGACUUGUGGUAAGAAGGGUGACCACUGGACAUCAAAAUGCCCUUACAAGGACCUAGCUCCACAAACAGAUGGCUUUAUUGACAGGCCAGCAGCUUCAGAAACUGCAGCUUCAUCUGGUCCUAGCAAGGGUACUUAUGUUCCCCCUGGCUUGAGAGCUGGUGCAGAGAGGAGCGGAACUGAAAUGAGACGGAGGAAUGAUGAGAACUCGGUUCGGGUGACCAACCUUUCUGAGGAUACUCGGGAGCCUGACCUUCAUGAGCUCUUCCGUCCUUUUGGCCCUGUCACUCGUGUCUAUGUCGCUGUUGAUCAGAAGACUGGAGUGAGCCGAGGCUUUGGUUUUGUGAACUUUGUCAACAGGGAAGAUGCAGAGAGAGCGAUCAACAAGCUUAAUGGCUAUGGCUAUGAUAACCUUAUCCUGAGAGUUGAAUGGGCUACACCGAGGCCUAACUGAGUCUAGUGGUUGAUCGCAAUUGUUUGGAGUUUUCAUAAGUGCUUUAUGUUGCUAGCAGUUUCCCCUAUUAGAUUUUGCUGUGGUAUGUCUGAACUCUUUAAGAGAGGAUAUAUUAAUUGUUUUCACCGUCAGCAGAUGUGCUCAAGCACUUACUUUUGGGAUAAUGCAUGGUAUGCGAUUAUUUACCUUUGCAUUUAGCUACAACAGUUUAAUGUGGGUUCUGUCUUGAUUAAUGGAAAUUUGGUUCCUCUCUUCUGAAAAA
Messenger RNA from Elaeis guineensis (African oil palm), 1240 nucleotides. RefSeq lists its product as uncharacterized. Gene Ontology annotation, molecular function: RNA binding; translation initiation factor activity. Lineage: Eukaryota; Viridiplantae; Streptophyta; Magnoliopsida; Arecales; Arecaceae. Gene Ontology annotation, cellular component: eukaryotic translation initiation factor 3 complex; cytoplasm. The record is from RefSeq and is a predicted model, not a curated record.